GCUCCUCCCUUCGUGUCCUGCUCUCAUUUUCUUCCCCAACACCCUGCUGAGGAGCGGCCUACUUCUAGGCCUCCAUACACAAAGUCAACAACUGCGCCCCCUGGGUCCCCAGCCCAGGGCCUGCCGCCCUCACCAUGGUGAAGCUGCUGCCUGCCCAGGAGGCAGCCAAGAUCUACCAUACCAACUACGUGCGGAACUCUCGAGCCAUAGGUGUGAUGUGGGGCACGCUCACCAUCUGCUUCUCUGUGCUGGUCAUGGCUCUCUUCAUCCAACCCUACUGGAUCGGUGACAGCGUUAACACACCCCAGGCAGGAUACUUUGGCCUUUUCUCCUACUGUGUGGGCAACGUGCUGUCGUCUGAGCUUAUCUGCAAAGGAGGUCCCCUGGACUUCUCCUCCAUCCCCUCCAGAGCCUUCAAGACAGCAAUGUUCUUCGUGGCCCUGGCCAUGUUCCUCAUCAUCGGCUCCAUCAUUUGCUUCAGCCUGUUCUUCGUCUGCAACACGGCCACGGUCUACAAGAUCUGCGCCUGGAUGCAGCUGGCUGCAGCCACAGGUCUGAUGAUUGGCUGCCUGGUCUACCCCGAUGGUUGGGACUCAAGUGAGGUACGGCGCAUGUGCGGGGAGCAGACGGGCAAGUACACACUGGGUCACUGCACCAUCCGCUGGGCCUUCAUGCUGGCCAUCCUCAGCAUUGGCGACGCCCUCAUCCUCUCCUUCCUGGCUUUCGUGCUGGGCUACCGGCAGGACAAGCUCCUCCCAGAUGACUACAAGGCCGAUGGAAAUGAAGAAGUCUGAAGCAGAUGAAGGGAGGAUGGGUUGUCUGUUGCCCAGAUAAUGGAAAAGUAGGGAAUCUAAUUCUUCAGAGAUAAUAACGUGUUCCUUCCAAGCUUCCUUGACCCUGGCUCCUAUAACCUGGAAACUUCCCAUUGUAGGAUUCCAGUCUGCCGUCUCCUGAGACCAGAUCUCUUCCUUGCAUAUGAGAACUCUCUUCCUGAAGCAGAACUGCAGUGACCCACAUCAAGGACAUUCAGAAAGGCUGAGUGGUAUGACUGACUGGAGACCCAAGAUCUCUGCCUGCCCCUCACACCCUAACCACCCCCCAACAGCCUAAUAACCAGGGGCACACUCCUUUGAAGAUGCACACAGAAACUCCAUUCAGAAACUGUCCCAAAUGCCGAGGUGGCUGUAAACCUGCUGAAUCACCGCAGAUUGAGGCUGAAUCUUGCUUUCUCACAUGUUAUUUCUUUAUUGCUGUUCAUAGGGGCACGGAAUGAACAGGCCAUAGGAACCUAAAUCCUUUCAUAUCCAUGAGGAAGUCCAAUAAAGAUUGAAUAGGUAUAGGCUUGAGACUAAGUUGGUCUUAACUAGAAAUCACAUUGCCUCCCAGUGCUCACGCUGAUCCAACUGUUGAUCCAACUGAACUUAGCCCACUAGCAGCUUCAGAAAGUUACCUACACAUUAAAUUACAAGGAUAAAUAUUUGUCAAAACCGGGAUUUGGCACACGAAAUGGUGAAAGCUUCUUCUGCCAACCUUCACAGGGAACUCAAUUUUAGUCACACACUUCAUUGUAGCAAAUGCCAAGGCAGAGAUAGGUUUUUUAAAAAAUCAUUUUAUUGGGGGCUCGUACAACUCUAUCACAAUCCAUAC
This is a messenger RNA of Echinops telfairi (small Madagascar hedgehog), 1647 nucleotides long. RefSeq names its product LHFPL tetraspan subfamily member 5 (gene LHFPL5). The transcript has 4 exons. The record is from RefSeq and is a predicted model, not a curated record. Bases 135 to 794 code for a protein of 219 amino acids. Lineage: Eukaryota; Metazoa; Chordata; Mammalia; Afrosoricida; Tenrecidae. Gene Ontology annotation, cellular component: plasma membrane. Gene Ontology annotation, biological process: detection of mechanical stimulus involved in sensory perception; sensory perception of sound.